Messenger RNA from Cryptomeria japonica (Japanese cedar), 838 nucleotides. Its product is annotated as xyloglucan endotransglucosylase protein 1. Gene Ontology annotation, cellular component: cell wall; apoplast. Gene Ontology annotation, molecular function: xyloglucan:xyloglucosyl transferase activity; hydrolase activity, hydrolyzing O-glycosyl compounds. The coding region runs from base 151 to 831 and encodes 226 amino acids. The transcript is spliced from 3 exons. NCBI's taxonomy places the organism in Eukaryota, Viridiplantae, Streptophyta, Pinopsida, Cupressales, Cupressaceae. The record is from RefSeq and is a predicted model, not a curated record. Gene Ontology annotation, biological process: xyloglucan metabolic process; cell wall biogenesis.
CAUUUUUUAUUUCUCAUUUGCUCUCUGCGCAGUGCGUAUAUAAUAUAUAGGAUUUUUACAGUAUGUUGAUUCCUCUGCCUCUUCCUCUGUUGUAUUAAAACAGGUUCAGGUUUCGAAUCUAAGAAUGAAUAUCUCUUUGGCAAAAUCGAUAUGCAAAUCAAGUUGGUGGCUGGUAACUCGGCCGGCACUGUCACUGCUUACCAUCUGUCAUCACAAGGGGAUAAGCACGACGAGAUAGACUUCGAGUUCCUGGGAAAUCUGUCUGGAGAUCCCUACAUUAUGCACACUAAUGUUUUCUCUCAAGGCAAGGGCAAUCGGGAGCAGCAAUUCUACCUCUGGUUCGACCCCACAGCAGACUUCCACACUUACUCUCUGCUCUGGAAUCCCCAGCAAAUUAUGUUUUCUGUGGAUGGAACACCGGUGAGAGUGUUCAAGAACAGCGAGGAUUUAGGAGUGGCAUAUCCGAAGAAUCAAGCGAUGAGAUUAUAUUCUAGCCUGUGGAACGCAGACGAUUGGGCAACCAGAGGCGGUGCAGUGAAGAUCGACUGGACCAAAUCCCCCUUUGUCGCCUCUUAUGGAAAUUUCAAAGCACAAACAUGCUCUGCCUCUUCUGAUUGCUCUGUUAAUUCAUGGUACGCUGCAGAAGCGUUGGAAUCGAGUGAGCAGCAGAAACUUCAAUGGGUGCGCAAGAACUAUAUGAUUUACGAUUAUUGUACAGACAGUAAAAGGUUUCCUCAGGGCUUUCCUCAUCAAAUUCUUUCAUUCUUUGGUUUUUUCCCAAAUAAGCUAUACUUGUAUCCCACCCAAGUAAAUAUAUAUAUUUUUAAAUGACCUCUUA